Hirundo rustica (Barn swallow) is the source of this 10174-nucleotide messenger RNA. RefSeq names its product diacylglycerol lipase alpha (gene DAGLA). NCBI's taxonomy places the organism in Eukaryota, Metazoa, Chordata, Aves, Passeriformes, Hirundinidae. Gene Ontology annotation, cellular component: dendrite membrane; postsynaptic membrane. The coding region runs from base 287 to 3382 and encodes 1031 amino acids. The record is from RefSeq and is a predicted model, not a curated record. The transcript has 22 exons. Gene Ontology annotation, biological process: lipid metabolic process.
CCGGGGCGCACGCACCGUGGUCCUUAGAGCCUGCUCCAGUGAUCCAGCUGACGAAUAAGAACAUCCCGAGCUGCAUUGAGCCCCGGAGUUUGAGGAAUUUCCAGUUAAAGGCGCAGCAGUUGAGAUGGGGAAGAGUUUGCUGUUCCCUCCUGAGCUUGUGAUGCCUGUCUCCCUGGAUAUGCACUUUUCCUGAAAUAUCCUGCUGGGAGAGAAGGAUGCACAGCGGCUGGACCACACGCCAUGAGGUGAGUGCUGUGCCUGCUGAACUUCCCGGGACCUGCCAGCCAUGCCAGGGAUUGUCGUGUUCCGCCGGCGCUGGUCUGUGGGCAGCGAUGACCUGGUUCUGCCAGCCGUCUUCCUCUUCCUCCUUCACACCACCUGGUUUGUGAUCCUCUCGGUGGUGCUCUUUGGGCUGGUGUACAACCCCAACGAGACGUGCUCCCUGAACCUGGUGGACCACGGCCGGGGCUACCUGGGAAUCCUGCUGAGCUGCAUGAUCGCCGAGCUGGCCAUCAUCUGGCUGAGCAUGCGCGGGAGCAUCCUGUACACGGAGCCGCGGGAUUCCAUGCAGUACGUCCUCUAUGUCCGACUGGCCAUCCUGGUGAUCGAGUUUGUGUACGCCAUCGUGGGCAUCGUGUGGCUGACGCAGUACUACACGUCCUGCAACGACAUCACAGCCAAGAGCGUCACCCUGGGAAUGGUGGUGUGCAACUGGGUGGUGAUCCUGAGCGUGUGCAUCACGGUGCUGUGUGUCUUCGAUCCCACGGGACGCACCUUCGUCAAGCUCCGCGCCACCAAGCGCCGGCAGCGCAACCUGAGGACCUACAACCUCAGACACCGCCUGGAAGAGGGACAAGCCAGCAGCUGGACGCGCAGGCUCAAAGUGUUCCUUUGCUGCACACGGACAAAGGACUCGCAGUCGGACGCCUACUCCGAGAUCGCCUACCUUUUUGCGGAAUUUUUCCGAGACCUGGACAUCGUCCCCUCCGACAUCAUCGCGGGGCUGGUUCUCCUGCGGCAGCGGCAGCGGGCCAAGCGCAACGCCGUGCUGGAUGAGGCAAACAAUGACAUUUUAGCCUUCCUGUCUGGAAUGCCAGUGACCAGGAACACCAAAUACCUGGAUCUGAAGAAUGCGCAAGAGAUGCAGCGGUACCGGGAGGUGUGUUACUACAUGCUCUUCGCCUUGGCAGCCUAUGGAUGGCCCAUUUACCUCAUGAGGAAGCCCACGUGUGGACUCUGCCGCCUGGCCAGAUCCUGCUCGUGUUGCUGCCUGUGCCCGUCUCGCCCGCGCUACGCUCCCGGUGUCACCAUCGAGGAGGACAACUGCUGCGGCUGCAACGCCAUCGCCAUCCGGCGCCACUUCCUGGACGAGAACAUGACCUCCGUGGACAUCGUCUACACUUCCUGCCACGAUGCCGUUUAUGAAACCCCUUUCUAUGUGGCGGUGGACCAUGACAAGAAGAAGGUGGUCAUCAGCAUCCGGGGAACUCUGUCCCCUAAAGACGCCCUGACGGAUCUAACGGGGGACGCGGAGCGCCUGCCGGUUGAGGGGCACCAUGGAACGUGGCUGGGACACAAGGGAAUGGUGCUGUCUGCUGAGUACAUCAAGAAGAAGUUGGAGCAGGAGAUGGUGCUGUCCCAAGCUUUUGGACGGGAUUUGGGAAGAGGAACAAAACACUACGGCCUGAUUGUGGUUGGGCAUUCCCUUGGAGCUGGCACAGCUGCCAUCCUGUCCUUCCUGCUGCGUCCCCAGUAUCCAUCCCUGAAGUGCUUUGCCUAUUCCCCCCCAGGUGGGCUGCUCAGUGAGGAUGCCAUGGAGUAUUCCAAGGAGUUUGUGACUGCGGUGGUGCUUGGCAAAGAUCUGGUGCCCAGGAUUGGGCUGUCUCAGCUGGAGGGAUUUCGCCGGCAGCUUCUGGAUGUUCUCCAAAGAAGCACCAAACCAAAGUGGCGGAUCAUUGUUGGGGCUACCAAGUGCAUUCCCAAAUCCGAGCUUCCCGAGGAGCCAGAGGAGAACUCGGUGACGAGCAACCGGCUCUGGACCCAUCCCAGUGACCUGACCAUCGCCCUGAGUGCCAGCACCCCCCUGUACCCCCCUGGCCGCAUCAUCCACGUGGUGCACAACCACCCUGCCGAGCAGUGCUGCUGCUGUGAGCAGGAGGAUCCCACCUACUUUGCCAUCUGGGGGGACAACAAGGCCUUCAACGAGGUGAUCAUCUCCCCGGCCAUGCUGCACGAGCACCUCCCCUACGUGGUCAUGGAAGGGCUCAACAAGGUCUUGGAGAACUACAACAAGGGGAAGACAGCUCUGCUUUCCGCAGCCAAGGUGAUGGUGAGUCCUACGGAAGUGGAUCUCACCCCGGAGCUGAUAUUCCAGAGCCAGCCCUUGCCCAGCUGCCCCUCCGUGCAGAUCGGGACUGGAGCCAUCCCAGCGGACAGGAGGAACAGCAGUACCAAGAGCAAAUCCCAUUCAGAGAUCAGCCUGGAGGGAUUCUACGAGACAAAGCCGCUUUCCCCAGUGCAGAAGGACCCCGUGGAGCUGCUCCUCCUGGACACUAAGGAACGUCUCUCCGUGGAGCUCCAGGACCGUCGCGCCCCUCUGGCCACCAUGGAGAGCCUCUCGGACAACGAAUCCAUCUACAGCUUCGAUUCCCGGCGCUCCUCCGGUUUCCGGAGCAUCCGGGGCUCCCCCAGCCUCCAUGCGGUCAUGGAGAAGGACGAGACGCACUGCUUUUAUAUAGACCCCGUUAUCCCUGAGGAAAACCCUUCCCUCAGCUCCCGGACAGAGCUGCUGGCUGCCGACAGCCUCUCCAAGCAUUCCCAGGAGACGCAGCCCCCGGAAAACGUCCUCAACAGCGGCGGCACCACCCCGCAGCGCCGCUGCAGCGCCGAGGGCACCGGCAGCGACGGGGAGCCCGCGUCCUCGUCCCCUCGGGAGGAGCCGGCGCUCCACAACGGCCGCCUGGCCGACGUUCCCAGUCCGCAGGUGCUGGAAUUCGCCGAGUUCAUCGACAGCCUCUUCAACUUGGACAGCAAAAGCAGUUCCUUCCAGGACAUUUACUGCAUGAUGGUGUCGGACAGCUCCAGCGACUUCGCGGAGAUUCCCAAAUCCGUCAGCGACCAGGAGAUCCUGCUGAGGGCGCAGUACGAGCCAAACUUGGUCCCAAAGCCCCCGAGGUUGUUUGCGGGCUCGACGGAUCCUUCGUCGGGAAUCUCCGUGUCACCCUCUUUCCCCCUUAGUUCAUCCGGAGAACUCAUGGAUAUCACUCCCACGGGUGUGAGCAGCCAGGAAUGCCUGGCCACGGACAAAAUCCGGACUUCCACCCCCUCUGGACACGUAACCAGCCCUGCCAAGCAGGACGACCUCAUGAUUUCGGCCCUUUAGUGCAGGGGAAAGGGGUGGAGUGAUCCCAGUGGGAUAAUCCAUGGAGGAGGCUGUUGUCGGGCAGUUGGGAUCAGAGGAGACAGCUGGAAAAAUCCCUUCUGGGGUGACACGCAGUGGCGGUGUCUGGAAGGAUGGAUUGUGCUGGAAUCCUGUGCUUGGAGCUGGGAGAAGCUUUGCCCCGCGGGGCCUGAGAGGGUCUGAGGCGCUAAAGUUCCCUACCUCAGCCUGUCUCAUUCCAGAGGCAGAUUCCUUGCCCCAGGGCACCUGCUGAGUUUGGGAGUGAGAUACCUGGGAUGGAUGGAAGCAGGAGGGGGCCAGGCCAGAUCCCUCCCGUCGGGACCGAGCCAGUGGUUUGGGAAAUGAGCGGAUUGAGACUUUGGGCCCUGUUGCACUACCAUGGAUCCGGCCCAAGAUCCAAUUCAGCACGCUUCCAUGGGGAUUGCUUUUGUAGGACGCUCUCGUUUUAAAGCCAUUGGGGCUGUAUUCCCCCCAAAUCCAGUCUCCCCUUCCCGGCCAGGUGCAGCAGGAAUGGGGCUGGCACCACGGUUUCUCUCCCCCGAGCACUCCUGAGAGGGAAGGACGCUGUUCCAAGAGCCCAAUCCCUCUGACACGUCCCUCCUUUGGCAGAAAGUUCUCCUGGAUGUCACCCCCAUCACUCCCCAGUUCCCUGGAACCCUCCGAGCUGGCGACAUUAUCCCCGCGGGACUGCCAGGAUUCUCAUCUUGGAGCUGCGUGGAUGUGGAUGGAUCAACUGCAAAUAGCACCUGGCACUGUAUUCCAGACCCCUGUGGAGUCUGGGAGUCUCUCCUGGAUCCCUGGGGGUCCUCACACCACCCAUGUGCAGCACCCGCGGAGCAGCGCCAGCCUCUGUUGUUGGGAAUUUGGGGAAAAGAUGGACUUUUUCCCAGUAUUGCAAUCUCUUGUAUGUUUACAGAGCUGCUGAGCUGGUUGGAAGGUAUUUAUGAAGGAAAAUAGGGAGGCUUUCCUGAAGGAAAAUCCAUUGUCAUCCCUCUCCUUCCCUCUGGGGACUGAGGGAAGAGAGGAUGGGCGGGCAGAAUUCCAAGCCCCCUGCUUCCCAAGCGGCUUGGGUUCAGGAGUAACCGCCUGCCCCCUCUCCCACCCUCUUCCCACCUGCACAAUUCCAUGCAGGAAAGCUUGAGCAAGUUGUUAGGAAAACUACCUGAGCCUCUGGGCCCAGAGGAGCCUGCUCCACCUCUCCAGGCAGGUUGUCCAAUGAUGGGAGCAGGAGGAAAACUACCUAUCCUUGGGAACUGGAAAAGGCCUUGAAUUGCCACAACUCCCCCUCAGAGCUCAGCAGUUACCGAUGGCUCUUCCCGGAGCUCCGUCCUCCCUCCCUGGAAAAGAAAUUCCUGGUUUAACUUCCCUAGGAUCCUGUGGUUGCUCCCUUUUCCCCUCCCUAGCAGUGCUGUUUCCAUGGUGGGAGGACGCUGUGCUUCCCAGGAGCCAGUGGGAUCCACUUGAGGAGCACUUUAUAACCGGUGUGCAUUGAUGGAAAUAACCCUGGGUGCACGGAAUUCCACUGGCGUCCGGGCCCAAGUGCUGAUAUCCCACUCCAUCCAGCGUGGGAUGCUCCAGCCCCUGCUCCUUACCCGCUUCAGAUCCUUCAGGAGUGCUCCAAGUGGCCAGGAAAACGUUAUCCCCUGUGGUUUGAGGCUCCGAACCUUAGACCUUCCCCUGAGAGGAAUCGGAGGGAGGAAGCCCCUCUGGAUUCAGAGGGAUUUGGUGAAGGAAAAAAAAAAAAAUCCUUUUAUUCUGAGCAACCAGAAGUUCUUUUUGUUUUCCUAGGUCCUUAAAAAAGGAGCAGGGAGCAGGCGGUGCGGGAGAGCAGCACAGGGUAAGGAGGAAUUCCUGCACUCAGGAAACACGACCGAGGUGAUUUUUCAGGAAUACGCACAAAAAUCUGGGAAGGUUUGAGGGGAAAAGGGGAGCUGAGGGGCAGGGAGGCCGGAGCUAGCAGGCUAGCUCCCCUCCUGGCCCAGGAGUCGGGAUAAGGAGCUCGUCCCUGCCCUUAUUCCCGACAGGAGUUAACCCUUAGCACUAAGGCAGAGCUUGGGAUCUGCAAUGCACUUUAAAACACUGAAGGAAAGGAAUCAUCUCUGUCCCUGGGAGCCACGUGGAUACCUGGGGUUAGAUGGAACUGCUGGUGGGAGGUGCCUCCAGGCGAGGAAAAGCGGGAUAUCUCCCUCCUAAAGCAAUUCCAGUGGAAACCUGCUGAUGUUCCACGGCUCAAAUGUUGCACUAGAAAGUCCCGUCCCUGCCGUUCCUGUGCCACGUCCUGGAAGAGUCGAUCCCUGGGUGACUGUUUCCUUGUCUGUGCCAUUGGAACUGUGUCUCAUGGGAAUGGCCUUCCCUUGCCCUGACAGGAAGCAAUCUGGAAUGCUGCGUUUUUUUUGGUUUUUUUUUUUUUUUUUUUUUUUCUCUGUGAUUACUGGAUUUUUGGAAAUAUGUCAUUCCCAGGAGCUGGGCUUUCCACAAGGAGGAAAGGCGCAAAGGAGCCCCUCAGAGUUUCUCAUUGUAUCCCGUCAUGGGUAAUUCCUGGUUUUUGUUGACAGACAGGUCUGAUCCCAGUUCUCCCAAAUGAAAUCCACAUUCUCGGAAUUAUUUCUGCUCUAAAUGUCUCCCUGUCUCGAUCCCCAUCACUGUGUCUUGAUCCCCAGCAUUCCGUGUCUCCAUUCCCAUCACUCCUUUGCUGUCUGGGCGUUUGGAAAGGCUGAUCUCCCCUUUCCUCCUGGAAAAGCACACCUGGAAUGCUGAAAUAAGUGUUAAAGCUGCAGCUACCUCCUUCAUCUGUACUGCACACACAUCCCGCUUUCUCUUCCCGCUCUGGCUUUGGGAAUAUGAAGCAUCUCCAGCUUUCCCAAUCUCUUGGCUUCUGCUUCCUCCUCUUCAGCUUUGUGCCUUCCGAUCCUUUGGAUAUUCCCACGAUGUUCCAGCAGGAUGUUCCGCACCCUGUGCCGAGGCAGUGCUGGAAGUGCCUGACACCCCAGAUCCCAGACCGGCUGACAGGUCAGCCAUUCCGUGCCCCAUCCUUAGAAUCCAUUCUGAUCCUUCUUCCUUGGACUGAGUGACCUUUAAAGGUCCUUUCCAACACAAACUAUUCCAAGAGUUUCUUGGCAGAGGAACGGAGCUGAGGCUCUUCUGCACCAGUAAAUUGAUUUUAUUGUCGCUUUUUUAAUUGUCGCAUCAGUGCCAAAAAUUCUGGGAAGGAUCCUGCAGUGCUGAGGAUAUACUGGCCCUUUUCCAAGAUUUAUCAUUAUUCCUUCUCCUUCGGGACUGCCUUCUCCGUUUGGAAUAUUCAUUUCUUCCUAAAACUUCCCUCUUUUCUUUGCUCCCUGUUCCUCUCACCAAUUUCAGGAGCCCCCUCAUCCCUCCCUUCUCUCAGGGUGCUGGUGGCUCAUUCCACAUCCUUGGUAGCACAUGGGAAAACUAUCGCAAAGCGGUUAAAUGGGAUUCUUGGAACUUGUUAGGAGCUUUUUUCCCCAAAGCAAACGGGAUUUGUCGGAGGUGUUUCGGUCUUUGCAGAGGGCGGGGAGCGUGGAUGUAGAAUUCCAGUGAUUCCCACUUCUAUUCCUUUAGGAUGUUAGAUUCCAGGACUAGUUUAUGGAUUGAAGUGUGGGAUCUGUUUCCAAGGGCACGUAAGAAGGAGGAAAAGCUCCGAGCGUGGGGAUGCAGGAUCUGUAUCUAACACAUUCCCCAUGCACUUUGAUGUUUUCCCAGCUUUGGCUGCUCUUUUCCUGCAGGCAGAUAAUAUUAUUUCCAUGGAAUCGCCCACACAGCUUUCAUUUACAAAUUGGGACAUAGGAAUAAUCAGGAUUACCCCCGGCAACGGGAAUUAGGUGAGAUUAAUUUUUGCUGGAAUGGGCGUGUUUGGAUUUGUGUUUUGAGGCUGUAUCCAAGAGCCUCCGUGGAAUUUCCGCGGGCAGCAGAGCCCUUCUGUGUUUGCCUUGGGAAUUGCUGGGCCGGAGCUCCCCUCCGUGCUGUGUUUAUCCUUACCCACUCUGGGAUAUUCUUCCCUUGGCAGCAGGACAUUCUGGCUUUGCAGGAUGGGAGCAGGAAUAUUUAAUUCCCAUGUGUUUAGGGACAGUGGCUGCAACUGCAGCCUUUGAGGAACGUCCAAGCCUUGCCUAGGGAGGUGUGGAUUCCUCAUUCUGGGAAAUAUUCCAGGCCAGGCUGGGUAAGGCUUGGAACAACCUGGGCUGGGGAAAGAUGUCCUUGCCCAUGGCAGCGGGUGGGAGCUUCCAGAUGAUUCUGGAAUUCUGUGAUUCCAUGCUUGCGGUGUUACGGUGCUGCAGGAAAGGGAAGGUUGGACUUCCAGCAGCACCUCUGAAGGGGGCAGCUGGGGAAGCACCGCCUGGAAUUGUUGCUUUGCUCUCAGAGCCUGUGCAGUGCUGAUUUUUGGGAGGAGCUGCUGGAUUUCGGGAAGAGCCUCAUUUCUUGUGCCGAAGCUCCCUCUCAUGGCUCCUGUGUGGAGGAGGCAAUGCUGCAUGGAUCCUGCUGGAGGCAAACGCUGCCCAUCCGUGGCAGCUGUGGGAUGAAGGAGAGGAGGGAAUGUUGCAGCUGGAAGCUGGAAUUCAGUCUGGGAGUCCUUUGCUGCCCAGUCAGAUCCACAGGGGUGUUAUGGGUGGACAGAGGGAUGGGAAGGGAGCUGGAUCAGUAGUCACUGAUGUCCUUCCCCUUCUUCCAGCUCCAAGGAGCUGCAUAAGGGCUGGAAAUUCCAAACAGCCAAGGAUUAGGGCAAUUCCUUGCUUUGUCAUGGGGAAUCAUCAUCAGCCUCCGAGCGCUUUGUUGUCUCCAUUCCCAUUGUUUUUUCCAUGUUUUUUGAGCUCAUACCUGUCGUGCCUUUGUUCUCCCUGGCUUUGGGUCCCAGAUCUCUGGGAUCAGGCAUCUCCCACCUUCCUUUCCUACUUCUCUGGGAGUACAAAAGUGUGGCCGAGGCCCCGUACGAGCUGUCCUACCUCCCGAGCUCUCCCACUCUGCCUCAGCCAGGACUUCCCACAUCUUCCCACUUCUCCCUGCUGCCUGAGAUCGUAUCCAAGUGCCAAAAGCAAAUCCUGACCUGAGGCAGGCAAUUUCCUCCAACCCACACCACGUUUCUCCCCGGCUCUGGAGCAGCCCCCUUCCAAAGGUAAUCUCCCUGGGAAUUUUCCCUGCUUUCCUUCUUGUGUCCAGUCCCUCUGACAUCACAGUGUCACACUGUGCUCCGUGUCCCGACUUUCCCACCUUCCCAGCACCCCCGUGGGAUGAGGGGCACCUCUCCCUGUCUUCAUCUCUUGAUUCCUGAAAAUCCUUGCAGCACAGGAACAAGCCUUGAUGUUGGUUUUUCUUUGGAUCCCGCUUUCCUGCUUCCCAUCCUGGGCUUGGUGCAGUUCCCAUGGCUCAGAGUCCCAAGUCCCGGGUGGGGGUGGCACGAGCCUGCCCUGCUGGGAUAUCCCAGUUUUGGGAAGUUUGUGUGCAAAGGGAUCCCAUGGCAGGGUUUGUUUUUCCUAGGACACUGCCACACCCUUUGGUUCCUAACUCCUUUCCCAGGAUGUCCCCAGCGCUUGGUGGCGGCAAAGCGGCCCCACCUGCAGCUCCAGCUUCCCACCUUUCCCUCCACAAGUCCAGGGAAUACCCUGGAGCUCCUGUCCUGGCGCUGAGCGGAAUUCCUAAUGGCACAGGGAUAUUUGGGGAUGGGCUGUGCCUCCCUGUCUGGAAUGUUGUGCCCUACGAGCCCCUUCCCUCUGGCUCUGCCUCUCUGGAAAAGCCCUUCCUGCCUGUCACCUGUGUCCCAUCCUGUGCUGGGGCAGCUCAGAGCAGGAUACCUCUGGAUUCCUUUUCUGCUGGAUCCUAAUCGCCUCCUUAGAGCCGAAGCCUUUGGCGUUUUCGGGAGAGCCAGCCCUUCCAGGGAGCUCUGAGGCGCUCCCACUGCCUCUGGCAGGGCUUGGAGAACUUGGAUAUGCAACUGGGGGGGAAAAACAGCCCGGCAUCCUGCAUCCCCAUGCUCAUCCCGGGAAUGCUGCCCUCUGAAUCCCUGCUCUGAGCUGCCCCAGCAUGAAGAUUCCAAGGAAACUCAAGCACUCCUGAUGUGCCCUUCCAUUCUCCAUGUGACUUUUUUUUUUGUACCUCUGUACGAAAGAUCCGAACUAAUCCCGCUGUAAAGAAAGAUCCGGAUGAAUUAUAACCUAAUUCCAGAAACACGGAUGUAUAUAAAUUUUCUGUAUAUUCUAUGGCACUCUGUAUAAAAUGGAUGUUGGAAGCAUGGCUGGAGUAUGUGACUGUUCCCAAGGAACGUGGAUGGUUGGGAGUUGCCUGAGGUUUCUGCCUUUUAAAGGGUGGUGAGUGAGUUGGAGAGGUGGGAAGGACGCCAGGAAUUGGGAAGGAUCCAGGUAAUCCAUCACUGGGGGUUGGUUGUUUCUUCUCCCGCUCUCUCUGCUCUGGAUCUCAGCCUUUGGAGCAGGAAAGCACUUCGGGGGGGAGCGUCCAGAGGUUGUGGAUUUGCCAUCUCAUGGCCAGGUUGGAGCAAGCUGGAAGUUCUCCUGGAAGCAGUGGAAGGUGUCCCUGCCCAUGGCAGGGAUGGAACUGGACCUUUAAGGCCCCUUCCCACCCAAACCAUUCCAGGAUUCCACGAUCCCUGUCCCUUGAGAUGAGUUCUGGAAAUCUCUCCUUCUGUGGAGAGGGAAAUUAAGGAGCAGGAUGCUGUGAGUUAAGUCCUAUUCAACCUGUCCUGUAAACAGAAGGAUUUUAGUGCAAAAGGGGAAUAUUUUGGGAGUGGAUGGGAAUGACAGGGUUAGA